UGAUGACUUUGAAGGCAUCCACUCUGAACAAUACCACUAUGCAUUGUCCUCUGUGGAGGCUUACCUUUACCACCAACAAAGCAGUGAGGAGCACGCCACCGAGUUGGUGAACAAGAUGAUCGACAACUAUUUGAAGCUGGACAAGGACUCCAAGCUGGACGCGGUUACCUUGAUCUCCUUUGCGAACGCUUAUGCUCUGAGACCAACUCAGAUUAAUGACGCUUUCAAGGAUGAUCUACCAGAGGCACUCAAGAAGGCUAUUCAAACCGCCACAAAGUACACUCCACGUUCUUCUUCCGAGUUCAAGAACACUGGUGAAAAGCACAUUGCAGAAGGCUACUUAGUUAGUAAGCAAGGCUCUGAGAUUUUGCCAAAAGAAGGUGAAAGAAACAUUCUUAUCACUUCCGCUUUACCAUACGUUAAUAACGUU
Messenger RNA from Ogataea philodendri, 430 nucleotides. RefSeq lists its product as uncharacterized. The annotation marks the transcript as partial. The transcript has a single exon. The record is from RefSeq and is a predicted model, not a curated record. NCBI's taxonomy places the organism in Eukaryota, Fungi, Ascomycota, Pichiomycetes, Pichiales, Pichiaceae.